Molecule: messenger RNA, 2671 nt
Organism: Plectropomus leopardus (leopard coralgrouper)
Lineage: Eukaryota; Metazoa; Chordata; Actinopteri; Perciformes; Serranidae
Gene: dgat2
Product: diacylglycerol O-acyltransferase 2
Biological process (GO): triglyceride biosynthetic process
Cellular component (GO): endoplasmic reticulum membrane
Molecular function (GO): diacylglycerol O-acyltransferase activity
Source: RefSeq, a predicted model, not a curated record
GCGUGCGUGUAGCUGCACAGGGAGGACGCCUCCAGACUCCUCGGCACAGUAUUAAUAAAGUUUAUUCUCUUGUCUCCGCGUGCGUGACUCCUCCCCGCGCUGAUUAAAUGCCCGCGCGGAGCUUCAGUCUGCGACAGUUGAAGGCAGCAGAGUCAGAGGAGCAGUAAGGUUGGACUUUCAUCCUCCUAACAGCGAGCACACAGCUGAGGUUUUUGUCUCUCUCGGGCACCGUCUCCAUCCACGAAGACUCAGCUAUGAAGACCAUUCUUGCUGCAUACUCUGGCGUCCUCAAAGGCACGGGCUCCAGCAUCCUCUCCGCCCUGCAGGACCUGUCCGUAACUUUUUGGCCCUGCAGAUCCAAGAUGGAGAAACACCUGCAGGUCAUCUCGGUGCUGCAGUGGGUCAUUAGCUUCUUAGCCAUGGGGGCUGCCUGCACUGUCCUGCUCGUCUACAUGUUCUGCACUGACUGCUGGCUUAUUGCUGCCAUUUACACUGCCUGGCUCAUCAUUGACUGGAACACCCCAAAACAAGGCGGCAGGAGGUCCUCUUGGGUGAGGAGCUGGACAGUGUGGACGUAUUUCCGAGACUACUUCCCAGUCCGGCUAAUUAAAACCCACAACCUGCUGCCCAGCCGGAACUACAUCUUCGGCUACCACCCUCACGGCAUCUUCUGUUUCGGUGCUUUCUGCAACUUUGGGACGGAGGCCACAGGCUUCUCUAAGAAAUUCCCGGGUAUCAAGCCCUCCCUGGCGACCCUGGCAGGAAACUUCCGCUUGCCUGUGCUGCGAGACUACCUCAUGUCUGGGGGUAUCUGUCCAGUAAACAAGAACUCCAUUGACUACCUGCUGUCACGAAAUGGGACGGGAAAUGCUGUGAUCAUCGUUGUCGGAGGAGCGGCGGAGUCUCUGCAGUGUGCACCGGGCAUGAAUUCUGUCACCUUGAAGAACCGAAAAGGCUUUGUGAGGCUGGCGUUACAGAAAGGGUCUGACCUGGUUCCAGUGUAUUCCUUCGGUGAGAACGAUGCCUACAAACAGGUGAUCUUCGAGGAGGGGUCAUACUGGAGAAAUAUCCAAAAGAGGUUACAGAAGUUGUUAGGCUUCGCCCCGUGCCUUUUCCACGGAUGUGGCCUCUUCUUCGGCAACUCCUGGGGCAUUGUGCCUUAUGGCAAUCCCAUCACCACCAUAGUUGGGGAGCCAAUAACCGUGCCAAAAAUUGAGGACCCGACUGAUGAGAUGGUGGAUCUGUACCAUGGAAUGUACAUCAGGUCCCUGCAGUGCCUCUUUGACAAGUACAAGACCCGCUUCGGCCUGAAAGAGAGUGACGUCCUGUGCAUCCAGUGAGAGGACAAGGGGGGCCCUGUCGAAGCUCUGAACUGUGACAGCAUCCUCAGACCCCUCCGCCCCCUUCCCCACCCCAUCCCAGUCCAAUCUUGGUGCCCGAUUUUGGAUUAUCUCUGGACUGCAAACUCUACACCAGCUGAAAGAAACCUUUGCUCUCUGCGUUGUUUCACACACAGGCGUACAGUUGUUCCCUCUCAGGAAAAGGCAGGGUUGAAGAAUAGUCUCCUUGCUGCUGUAAUCAGGUUAAACUGUCUUAGUUGGGUAAAGUUUGACCAAAUCCUGCAUCAAAAUGUGCAUUUCUAUUUCCAUUUUUCAGAAGGCAUCAAGUUUGGGCUGUCUUUUCAGUGCAGAGGGGGUUAAUGUCCACUAGAUGGAGCCGGAAGGUAACAUGCAGGACUUGAAGUGCCAAUGCUUUUUUCGCUGUCUUUUCACUCAUGCAGCCAUGUAAUUCUUCCCUUCAGGAUCCUAUUAUAUGCUAAAUGCACAAACAAUGCAAAUGGAAGAUACCACUUCAUUCUAAUUGAGCCAAAGACCUCCGCUGCCCCAACACGUGCAUGUAUUUCUGCUGUACGAAAGCCCAAAGUGAAGGAAUUCUGCAGGGUGGAUUUAUAUUGUGAACGCACAGUACAUGUGUGCCUGUGAUUGUAUGAUGCCAUAAAGUAUUAAUUGUAUUCUGUAGCGAGGAAUGAGCCUAUUUUUUGCACUCGUCCCUCAAUGAAUAUUUCUGAUGCACUUUUUGUAUUGCUGAUUACCUUCUGAGGUUUUUGUGCCUUUGAUGUGACAAUUUUUUUUCCAAGACGGUCAUCGUGCUGCUUGGCUUGAUUUCCCUUUCUUGUCCUACCGGUGCCCUGGUCUGAAUGGGUGUGUUUUGUCCAUCCAACAAAAACUACUGUGAUGUCUUGUAUUGUCAAGUGAAGGUUUGGUGGGUGAAAAUCCUAAUGUGUGAUUCCAGUGUACAGAGGAUCUAUAUGUAAUGGUGCCAUGGGUGAUAAUUGAAAAGGAAGACUUUAUACCGGCCUUACUACUGGUAUUAUGUUAUGUUUAAGGGUGUCACUGGUACUUUUGUAAAAUAAGAGUAUGUAAGUAUGGAAUAUAUUCUGGGAAUUAUGAAAGUAAGUAACCCUGUUAUGUUGAUGAGCAGUAAAUUAUGAGAUUGUCAUUUGCAGAGCAGUUUUCCUCUGGUUUCACCAUUGUGCCUUCUUAUAAAGAGCAGUGAAAGCCAUGUGCAAUAAAUUUGCAGGAAAAAAAACCCAGUGAGACCUGUCUAUAUGAUGAAUGGCAUCACCUGUCUGCUGAUAUUUAAAUUAAACUUUUGUAUGUUUUCAGAAGGA